This is a messenger RNA of Vitis riparia (riverbank grape), 1193 nucleotides long. RefSeq names its product gibberellin 2-beta-dioxygenase 6-like. Gene Ontology annotation, molecular function: dioxygenase activity. The coding region runs from base 42 to 1055 and encodes 337 amino acids. NCBI's taxonomy places the organism in Eukaryota, Viridiplantae, Streptophyta, Magnoliopsida, Vitales, Vitaceae. The transcript has 3 exons. The record is from RefSeq and is a predicted model, not a curated record.
GAGAUAGUGGAGUAGAAAGUUGGGAGUGGGGGGCAUUGGCCAUGGCAGGGACAGAAGUUUCAUCAUACCCUCCUCUGUUUCGUGAAGAGAAAGGGUCAAUCCAUGGGGGGGUAGAGGGAGAAGAAGGGGUGAAGGUGGGGGGUGGUAGUUCAGAGUCAGACCCACUUCCAGUGAUGGAUCUUGAAUGCAUGGAGAUGGAGAAGCUAGGAGAAGUGUGUAGAGAGUGGGGCAUUUUUCGGCUGGUCAACCAUGGGAUUCCUUUAUCUCUAUUGAGCCAACUCGAGGACCAUGCAAAAAGGCUGUUUGGGCUGCCUUUUGAAUCCAAGGAGGCCAUCUUCACCACUCCUGUGUCCUACUUUUGGGGUACCCCUGCGCUUACCAAAUCCGGAGUGGCCCUUUCACAGACCCCCCAAAAUGUCAAUUGGGUGGAAGGCUUCAAUGUUCCUCUCUCUCAAUUGCCCCUGCUUCAGACCCAGGAUCCCAUCAUUGCUUCCUUCAGACUUAUCCUCGAGGAAUAUGGAAGGCAUUUGUCUAGAAUUGCGAGAACUCUCUUCGACGCUAUGGCUAAGAACUUGGGACAUGAUCCAAAGCAAUAUGAGUCCAGUCUAGACGAAUCCUCCGGAAUCGUUCGAGUUUAUAGAUACCCAUUACGCCCUAAUCGUGACCAUGCAAGCCACAUGGAGGUGCACACGGAUAGUUCUGUGCUCUCAAUUUUGAAUCAGGAUGAAGUCGGUGGCCUUGAAGUCUUGAAGGACGGUGAAUGGCUAAGUGCAAGUCCAAUUUCCAAUACCUUGGUGAUCAACGUCGGUGACAUGAUGCAGGUUAUAAGCAACGAUGAUUACAAGAGCGUGAUUCACAGAGUGAAGGUGGCAAAAGAGAGGGAGCGGCUCUCGAUAUGUUACUUCGUGUUUCCAGAGGAAAACACCGUAAUCAAAAGCUCUAAGUAUAGACCAUUUUCGUAUAAUGAUUUUCGUAGCCAAGUGCAGGACGACAUAAAGACCUUAGGGCAUAAGGUUGGGCUUGAACGGUUCAAGGUUAAUGAUGAUAGUGACUAAAAGUUUAUUAGGUUCAAGGGAGCUUACCAUAUUUGAUUUGUAAACCGGAAUUUAUAAAUAAGCAAAGGGCCCAUGACCCCAAAUGGUCCCAUGGUUCAAUGAAUUAAUAAAGCUCUUAAACUAUAUUCUUAGCUCAAA